This is a messenger RNA of Helobdella robusta, 1179 nucleotides long. RefSeq lists its product as hypothetical. Lineage: Eukaryota; Metazoa; Annelida; Clitellata; Rhynchobdellida; Glossiphoniidae. Gene Ontology annotation, molecular function: protein binding. The transcript has 7 exons. The record is from RefSeq and is a predicted model, not a curated record. The coding region runs from base 1 to 1179 and encodes 392 amino acids.
AUGUCAAAAGAUUGUGAAGAUGAAUUGAAUUUAAAUCUCUCAAAUAAUAAUUCUUUACAGAGAAAACAUGUUACAAAUGAUAACGAGUUAAGAAUGAUUAAAGAUAUCAAUAACAAAGGUGAUGAAGAUUAUUGCCAAGAUGAUGAAGAUGGUGAUAGCGAUCAUAAUCUAGAACAAGAUGAUGUUAAAAGUGAUUUGGUUUUAGCCGACUGUAGUUUUUCUGACCAAAAAUUCAUAAAUUUAUCAUAUAAAAAGUUGAAAGAAAUGCCAGACUCCUUACUAAAACUUCGAGAUUUAGAGAGAUUAAACCUGGAAGCCAAUGAAAUACGACAACUACCAGACAACUUAUUUAACUGUCUACCGAGUCUAAAAUGGUUGGAUCUUAGGAAUAAUAAACUAGAAGGGCUGCCAAAUUUGGGGUUGGAUAACCCCGAUUUGAAACUGGAGGUCUUGCUGUUGGAGAGUAAUAUAAUAACUCGUUUGCCAACCGAACUAGCUCUGGCCCCUAAGCUUACCGGCUUGAACGUCAGGCGCAACCCGAUAACAUACCCUCCGGAUGACGUCAUAAAGAUGGGAUUGAAAUAUAUUAGAUCAUUCCUAAUGAAAAGUCUAGACAAUGAUUGUUGCAACAACUCAAACUCAAGCAACAACUACAACUACAACAACGCUAACAACAACAACAACAACGCUGAUCAAAUUGAUUUCAACAUAUACCGUCAGUCGUCUGGCAUUUCAUCUGAAAAGAGCAACAAACAUGCAAAUUCUUUUUCAUUGUACAACAAACUUGUCAAAAAACCAGAAAAACAGAAGAAACAGCUGACAACUCAAAGUGAGAGGUACCUUUCGAACAUGUACGGCCAGCCGAUCUCGGAAAACAUCGUUGAGGACAAGUUUAAGGAGGAGGCCAGGCAGAGCAAGCAAAGAAACAAACUCAACAAAGUCAACAGCAUCCUUCAGGCUAGAAAAUUGAACCAUGAGAGUUUCCUCAAGGGCAAGGUGGCCGAGCAGAUUCAAUCGAUAAAAAACCGCCAGUAUGCAAGCAUGGACCCCAAGCGAGCCAUGUCUACUGCGAAUAGAGAUCUUGACAUUGCCUUGAAGUUGAAAGAUGAAAUACAGAAACGAAAGAGGGAAAUUGAAUUUGGCAACUGCACCUUACCAAACGGACUCAAUGACAUCUGA